Messenger RNA from Corticium candelabrum, 12806 nucleotides. RefSeq lists its product as uncharacterized. NCBI's taxonomy places the organism in Eukaryota, Metazoa, Porifera, Homoscleromorpha, Homosclerophorida, Plakinidae. The record is from RefSeq and is a predicted model, not a curated record. Gene Ontology annotation, biological process: protein polyubiquitination. Gene Ontology annotation, molecular function: ubiquitin-protein transferase activity; protein binding. The transcript has 9 exons. The coding region runs from base 1 to 12618 and encodes 4205 amino acids.
AUGGAAUGGUCUGAUGUUUACGACGCUGUCCUUUCUGGAGAUCUGUCGGCGGUCAAUCGCUUCGUGCUAUCGCCUGACUUAACUAAAUGGGGUAUCGCAGCUGAUUUAUCAGGGAAAGUUGCGAAUUCUGCGUUCAUCCCUGAUGUUCUCCACUUUUCGUCGUUGUUGGGUGAGUCAGGAGUGCUAAGAACCUUUCUUGAUUGUUUGGAACGAAUGCCGGGCCAUUCAUUGUCGACGUUUCUAGACCUACAGGAUCACGUGGGUCGCACUCCUUUGCAUUGUGCUAUUUAUCGUCUACGAGGCAACUGCACGGCAGUGCUGAUCGAAUAUGGAGCAAGCAUGGAGAUAGAAGACAGACUGGGUUACACACCCGGUGCAAUGCUUUCAACCCAGGAGGGAAUUGAUUUAGUUAGGCGUCACGUGACUGGAUACCAGCGUCUUCCACUGUUCUUGGCUGAGAAAGUGCUACCCAUAUUGGCCUAUGAGAACGACGUAAUUGGAAUUCGUCAUCUUAUUGAUGUUGUGCCUUCACUGAAUAUUUCCUUGCAAGACUACAUGGGACGGACAGCCUUGCAUGAGGCAUCCCAGAGGGGACAUGCUGGUGUUGUUUCGCUGUUACUUGAUGCUGGAGCAAACAGCAAUGCUCAAGAUUGGAGAGGAUCAACGCCUCUUCAUUAUGCAGUGAGUGCAAGUCAACUGGACUGUGUUCGACUUCUUCUUGAUUGCUGGGACCUCAAACUUGAUUUGACUGAAAACUCUUCAAAGUACACACCUCUUCACUUGGCUGUGGUUCAGCGAAAGUUCUCUAUUUUGGCUUUGAUUUUGUUUCGGGAUGAUGCAAAAGGUCUACUGAAAGGAAAUAAUGAGUUGUCGGUGUGGCUUUCUCAAAGCAUUAUUGAUACAGGUCAUGUUGAAUUCAUUUCUUCAUUUAUUAGUUGCCUGCAAACUUCUGAAGUUAAGGUGUUGAUGAGGUUAUUUGCUGCAAAUGGUGACUGUUUAUCGCUGAAACUAUGUUUGAUGCAUCUGUCCCCUGGUGAUAUGAACGACCAAGAUGAGAUGGGUCGAACUGUCAUCCAUGAAGCAACAGAUAGCAGAAGCAUUGAAGUUGUAACACUGAUUGCUUUCAAAGCUGAUGUGGCUACUCAAGAUUGGCGUGGAUCGACUUGCCUUCAUUCAGCAGCAGCUAGAGGAGAUAUUGGCAUUGUGAGAGUUCUUCUACAGGCAAAUCCUUGUCUUGUAUCAUUGACUAAUGCUGCGGGUUAUACACCAUUUUUGGUCGCUCUUCAUUACCAACAAUGGGAUUGUGCUAGAGUCAUUUUGGACUUCUGCUCAUCAGCUGAUUUACUUGCAAUUGACAACAGUGGACAAACUGCACUGCAUAAAGCAGUAGUUUCUGAAAGUGAUGCAUUGGUGACAUCUAUACUGCAUAGAAUGGGCCAGUGCCAAAGUGAUUCCUAUUCUGCAAGAUUACCAUCUUUUAUUGAACACUACUUGAAUUGUUCUAAAUAUUUACCUAAGAAGUUGCUCUACAAUGUUCUUACCAACAAGAAGAGCUGGAAGCACAAAAAUAUGAACAAUCUAGAACCAUCUUUAUUCUAUCAGGAAUUUGGUAAUGUCUCAUCUGGUAUUUCAAAAUGUAAAUUGAAAGACAAACUUCAAAGUAUUGCUUGUUGUUAUCAGCAGCAUCAAGCAAAGCUUUUGUUGGAGUUGAUAGAAAGUUGCACAGCUGUUGUGAAUGCAGAAAGUCAGUGGGAAAUUGCUGAUUUGAAAACACACCUUGACCAAUUUACUAUUCAUUAUCUGGAAGCUGUCGAGACUGAAGCUCCGUGUAAAGACGUAACAUCAGACCAGAAUGCUAUUGUUGAUUCUGAUAUUCCUUAUGAUGCUCUUUUGUCACUUUUGUUAAAGUUGCCUUUAUUGCCUUGCAGAUCAAAAGUACAAAUUGAACCAAUUAUUUUGUCAAUACAGAAUGCAUUCAGUCGGGUAGUGAAUGCUAUUACAAAUAGCAACAGACAUUUAGCAGAUACUUCUCCACAUGGGCGAUUUCUAUGUGACGUUUUGUUGCACUGUUGCAGGAAAGGCUUUUGGUCAUUGUUGCUGUGGGAACGAGACAGCCAGUGGUUGACAGAAAUUUGGAGAUAUGGCUUGAAAUCAGAUGCCAAUUCAGUGCAACAACUGACUGAAAUAACGAAGCUUAUUCUCAAGUCUAAGUUGAAACCACUGAAAACGUUCUUACUUUCUGGCAUAAGUGCUGUAGUUGCAUCACCAGAGUUAUGGUCCGAUUACAAAGAUGUUCUAUGUGCUGCUCUUGGCAGUUCGAAUACAGUCUUGUAUGAAUUCGUUCCCUUAGUGGCACAGUUCUGUGCCCCAUUUGUAGGGAGGGCAUUUAAUGAACUCUAUAGUUACGGUUCUAUUCAUGCAUCACACUGUCACGUGGCUGAAGUCUGUGAAGAAGAUGUGUACUUGGAGAGAAUUGUGUGGAGAGAGGAAUUUGAUGUAGUCUCUAGUUUUGUUUCAUUGCCGUUUUCCGUUGUUUGCUCUUUGGUAUCAGCUUCUGUUUGUAAUCAGUCAUCUCUACUGCAUGAGUCGGCAAGUCAAGGAUUAACAGAAGUGUGUGCUGCUUUGUUAACUGACAAUUUUUGUUGCCCAUUUGUUGAUGUCAAUGCUAAAGACGGACAGUCAAUGACUUCACUUGAUAGAGCUGUUGUUGAAGGGCAUUGCAAGACUGUCAUUUGUCUACUGAAAAAUGGAGCUGUUACUGACAAUUCAAGCCUGUUAGUGAGGCUGUGCAAUGCUGCUGUUGCAAGGCAUGAUCGAGAUUCUCUUUUGCCAGCUCUUACAGAUCUUACAAACAGGUUUAAUCUGAAUGUCAAUGCGUGCGACUCAGUGGUGGGAUCACCUCUGUAUACUGUUGUUUCUCAAAAGUGGCUCGAAGGGGCAAGGAUUUUGUUGAAUGCUGGAGCUGAUCCAUUGAACCUAUCAGGGCUGAAUCAGAAACAAAUCCCGUUGAUGUCAGCCAUUUUACGUCAGGAUAAUGAAAUGGCUAUGUUACUAGCUCAAGAAUGUGUCGCACGAUGGCCAAGACUUUCUGGUCAUUCUGAUGAUGAGCUUACAUUGAAUAAAGUGAUUCGUGAUGUCAUGACAGUUGCUUUACGUAAUGGUAUGUGGGAUGUUGUUGAAGUAUUUGGUGGAUGUUUCAUGAUUUCAGAUGAAUUGUUUGCUAUGAAGUGGUUUCCGUAUUCAUUGUUGCAGCUACUAAGUACUUCAACGGAUGUCAAGAAAAACGAUUUAAUUUGUCAGUUUUUUGAUUUCCUUUUGAACUCGAAACAGUUUGUCAAAGAGCGACUUCAUUAUUGCAAUUUGAUGUUGCAGUGGCCUGCGAAGGCUCUGAAUAAUUUGGAAGACACACUUCGAGUUUCGAUGUUGGUUCCAGAUGUGGACGGUUUCUUGUGUCAUUUUAUUGCUUGUGUACAGUAUGGCUUAGUGCCCAAGGUAACACAAUUGGCUAAGAAACAGAAACCUUCACCACCAAAAGUGCAGCUCGCCCAUUCAUGUUUAAAGAUAUUUGGCCAUAAAAAGUUCAAGUUUAGAGCUGUACGCAGUAGUUUGAUCUCAUAUUACAGGCAACGAGCUGCCUAUAGCAUUGAUUUGAAUGACUACAUUCUGGGACAAAGAUGUGUAGCAGUUUCAAGAGUUGAAGGUUGGUCUUGUUUACAUGAAGCUGCUGCUCGAGGAUGGAUACGCGUGAUUGCUUGUCUGUUGAAGUUAUUGCCAUCUGAUGCUUUAAAUCAUGUUGAUAGUCUUGGUCGUACUGCUCUUUCUGUUGCCUCUGGAUGUCUUCAAGUUGGAGCAGUUAGAGAACUGAUUAAGGAGACCGGCAUGAUUUAUGUUGAAAAGAGUUCCCCACUUACGCUCUGUGUUGUCAGGAUACUGCUAUCUCUCUCAAAGCCUUCGCAAUGUAGCAAACUUGUUCUAUCAUAUUUGAAAUACCCCGAACGGUUCGCAACAACAACUGAUUGCAUAUUGUAUAACAAUAGCACAAGAUCUUCUGCUGAUAUCCGCAGACUAUUAGUUUUUGCUGCUUUGUGGAAACAGUAUCAUCCACUUUUGAAUGGAUUACCAGUCAGCGGUUGUUAUGAAUUACAAUCACAGGAUAAUGAUGUCGCAGUUGAUAUUGCUACUAUACUUGCAGAACAGAUUAGCCAAGGCUCUCACUUGUCACAACAAGAGAUAGAUUUGAUUGCUAUUACAGCAGCGGUUUCUUCUAGUCGGUCGUUAGUUAGUUUACUUGCCACUCUUGCUUCAGCUGAGCAACUAAGACAAAAGUUUCGAUGGUCAGUAGGCCUGCAAGAUGUUCUUGAUGCUUUUUCACUUCCAAGAUGCAGUAGCACACGGCACAAUUUAUCUGUGACUGUUGAAUUGGGAGCUGUUGAUCUGGCAUGUAUUUACAGUCCUGGCAGAGUUAAUCGAAAUCAGAAACAAGAGAUUCAGGCUAUAAAUGGAGGGUACUGUGCUAUGUCUCUGUUUAAAUGUGGAUGUACUAUGGUAAAUCCAUGGUUGGCUGCUCAGAAGUUUCACUGGGAUGUUGUCAAACACUGCUUGAAGAUUUACCCUUGCCAUUGGCCAGACAGCAAUCAUAAGAGUGACUGGAAAGAACCAACACUACUUGCAUGGUGGCAUACUGCUGUGUUGUCAGUUAUUGAAGGAGAAGUUCCGGUUGUGUCUAGCAUCUUAGAUACAGGCAGCCCUGAUGUGUUGUUUUAUGGCAAAGACGAUGAAUGUGCUUCUGAGUCACUUUUACAUGUGGCUGUUAAGAAACGUCAGUAUGAAGUGGUAAGGGUGCUGUUGAGACACGGCUGUGAUCCUUUGGUUAAAAUUCCUUUGUCACCUAUAGUAGGUAAGAAGCUUCGUCAACUGGGUGUCAAGCAGGCUAUUGCAACAUCUCCGUUUCAUUUUGCAAUUCAGUUUGGAGAUGUUCGUAUGGUUACAGCACUUUUGUCUCAUAUGGGAGACAAUUUCAAAACUUUCAAGGCUGCAGAGGAAGUCUCUGGCAUUCCAACGUGGGCAAUUAUUGAAAUGGCAACAUCAUCAGGCAAUAAGAUGGUAGUGGAGUUGCUCAGAAGAAAAAUAAAGUUAGCAAGUUUGGCUUCCUCGCAGGAAAGAGUGCAUUUGCAGUGUCAGUUGAAUGACUUGCAGACAGUUUCUGGCAUGUUUGAUGAUCAGUGUUUUGGCUGGUUUUCUCCUUUAAUGGAGCUUAACGCUGCAGAAAACACUGACAAAGACAAGUAUCAUGAAAUCAGCAUAUAUCAACCGUACUUUCGGCUUUCAAGAUGUAACAUAUCUUUGAUUUCUCUCAUGGGGUAUGCUUGCCAGUUUAAUCAGUUACAAGUGUUAGAAGCUAUUAGGUGUGUGAUGAGCAACUUGGAAUUUGGACAGAAUAUUACAAGUCUGCUAGGAGUAGUGUGCAAAUAUGGGCAUAAUGAAAUUCUUGAGUACAUCUUACGUUGUUGGAAGCAGAUCGAUGGAUACAAUGAGUUGGUAACAAACUUCAUUGACAAACUUGAUGAAUCUGGUUAUUCUCCACUUGCACUGGCUAUAUUUGGAGGACAUUACCGUUGUGUCAAACUUCUACUUGAACAUGGAGCUGAUGUUUCUUGGACUGAUUGCCGUUCUGCUGGCAGUGGUGUUGGACUUCUUCACCUCUCUUGUAUUUCAGGAUCUGUAGAGAUUGUGAGGCUACUUUUGCCGCAUCUACCAGAACCAAUGAAAAGUUUGAAAGACAAAGUUGGAUUAGACUCAGUCCAAUAUGCAUCUGGUUAUGGACAUGGAUCUCUCCUUGGUUUAUUGUAUGACAAGGCUCCUGAAGAUCUGCUUGAGUCAGAUUGUCAUUGUAUAGUUAAUCAGGAGCAGCAGUCAUUCCUUUGUCUAGCAUUUGGCUGGUUUAGGUCACUAAUGAAGAGAAAUGCACAGCAAAAGAGACAAUUAGACGUGAGAAAAUCAACUCGGCAUUGUUUUACAAUUUCUGGUAAAGGAUAUCCUCAACAGCCUCAGUCUAGUGAUUGUCCUCUUGCACCAGUGUGGGAACGAGCUUUAGAUUGCUGUCAUUAUGAUAUUAUCGAGGAGCUGUAUUACAACAGUUUUGGGCAAGUUGUAACUUUAGCCAGUCAACGAAAGCUGGUGGCUGUAACUCGACAUAAUGCUGUUAAUGGAAUUUCUUGCUUGCUUCAAUAUUUGUCUUCAAGAGAAGACACCUUAUUGAAAUGUUCAUUUAUUGGAACCGAGGAAAACCUACUGCGUUUGUAUGCUCGUUUUACCAGGGAAAUUCUUUCCAUUCCUGAACUUGCACUCAACUUGGCUUUAAAUGCUGCAGUAAGAGGCCAGUAUUCAGUUGCUGCAUAUUUGAUUCAAGAUUUGGGAGUCCCGGCUACAAACACUUCUACUGAUGGUUGCACUUUAGUUGACAAUGCGUUUGCUUUUGGACAUAGGAACGAGGGAGCUUUACUUCUGUCUUUGUUGUUGAAGGUAAAAUCCAAUGAUACUACUAGAUUUUCGUCAGUUCUUGCAGAUUUUCUGCCGGAAGUCCCACUCAAAAUGCAAUUGCUGAUGGGAUUGCAAUGUCUCCAUCAGCAGGCACUGUCCGAUGCUUUCAGCAGCAAGACGCAUGCUCAUUGUACUGAAAUUUCUACUUUAUUUCUUGGUUGUUGCUGGUCAGAUGCUGAGUUGGAAUGUUUAAAGCGUUUAGAGCAUGGGAUGGCAACUCGUCGGAGCUUUCCCUUUCAUGUCUGUAAUGUCACAGUCGACGUAGACUGGCAAUCAUUCGACAGCAAUGCUGAUGCAAUUUGCCAAUCAUUCUCUUGUAGCUCAGUGAUGUCUGUGGAGUUGCUAGUCAACACGUUUGUGUCAUCUGACUUCGUGUUAAGCCAUGUCAUUCAAGACAUUUACAAUAACAUGUUUUCCCAACCUCGACUAUGUGUGAUUCAUUUUAUGGCAAAUUUCUGUAUUGGUACUCCAGAUGACGGCAAUCGUCACUACAUUUUUGAUAUUGAACAGACACGGUGUGUUAAGGUGGACGUGGAAGACUCUACUGUACCUCCUCACAGCUCGGUUGAUCUUUCAGCAAACAAAGAUCUCAAACGAUUGUGCAGUAAAACUGGUCAAUGCAUUGAACAGUUUGUUCAUCAGCAGGUGUUUGUUAGUCUGGCAAUUGCUAGUUUGUCUCAAGCUCCUGCUAGUGUUGUCUCAUUUGUUUGUUCAGCCUCUGGUACUGGAGGGUUGGGAGGAUUCUACCAAUACGUAGCAGAUUGUUUGGAGAUUUGGAAUGACAUUCAAUCUCUAAUCCCUCGAUGCAAGCGAAACACUAGAUGUCAAUUUGGGAAACUCUGUGCUGGAGUAUUUGUUGAUUAUGUUGAUACAGUUUCUGUUCGUUAUGUGCCUGGUCUUGCUUCAAUAGACUGUCAAGCACUAGCUCAUCUGAUACAACCACAAUCUGGACGGCUUGUAUGGCCCUUUGAUGUUUGUGAUGGCAAGCUGGUCUGCAUACCUGACCAGUUUUCCUGGACGCAUGCUCUGAAGAAAGAGCGGGUUUUCUUUCUACGGUGUGCCUCUGGAAUCGGCAAGUUGCAUUCUGCGUUUGUGAGCAACUGUGUUGAUAUUGUUAUUGACUGGAACUCUUUCAAAGAGCAGACUAGACUUGUCGGCGGAGUUGAUGCAGUUGCAUGUGGGGUUGAUACAGUUUUGAGUAGCAUUGCAGCGUGGUACUGCAACGGUCAACUAGAAUGGAGUGAUGUGUACACUCUCAUUGCUUCAAGAGUUCUUCAUGACAUCAUGUCAGUAAGGAUACAGUCAGCGGCGGCGGUAGAAAAUGUUGAGGUUGAUUUGACAUUUCGUGGCAUUACAGUGAGUUUACUUGUGCAUAAACACGGUAUUGAACAUGUUUGCGAGAACUUAGACAAAAGGCUUUGUGGAAACUUUACUGUGCUACUUCCUACUGCUACUAGUUGCUUCACAGCUCUUCUAAAUCCCACAUCGGACAAGAAGUUUGGCAUGCUAGUUUCACAGUCUUUAGAACGUCUUGGCAAGCUGUUGCAGGCUCAGUUUCCGAGAGUCACUAUGAGUAUGCCGGAUGAAGUGGCAAUAAAUGCAAUAGCGAGGACUUCUCAAUUUGAACAUGAUAAUUUGGGUGUUCCACCAGCAGAUGUCUUCUUAGCGCUGGUUGACGGUAGAGGACAUCAGCAGCUAAGGAAGCUGGUCUGCAGUGCAGGAUUGAACUUAAUAAGUGACGUUGGGUUGGGAUUCGAGAAAUUAGCAAGUGUCGAUGGAGGACCCUCCUUUUAUACCCUAAGGGAUCACAGCUAUCAGUUUAUUCCAUAUGUGAGGGUUCAAUUUUCCUCUAAGCUUGAAAGACGGCGAUGUGUAUUUGGGACCAUUUCUCAGUAUCAACGCUUUGCUGAUCUUCAACUGUUACUACCGAAUUCUUUUUCACAACUAUCUAAUCUGAACAGGCGGAUGUGGUGGAUGCCUAUCACUGAAAUUCUUCAAGAUUCUUCUUUGACUAUAUUUCUAAAAGAAUUGUCCUCAACAGAAGUCUGCGCGCUCUUGCUGUAUUUGCAGAAUGCAAAUUAUUCUGAUUGCAAUGGUCACCAUUUAUCACUCGCUACCGUUCUGCAAUCUCAGUUAAAUCGCGUUGUACCUCAAGCCAAAGAAUCUUCUAAAGCGCAAUUUCCAGGAGUAUUUGUGCUUGAUGAUGACAGGACGGCUUGGUCAAUUCGAGAGGCAAAUGCUUUAGUCACUCUGUGUGAUGGACUGAGUAUUAAUGUGGUGCCUCGUGUUGCAAACACUAUUGAACAAACACCUGAAAAUUAUUGCUACUCAGUGACUUGCGAUAGUAAAACUUUGCUACACUGGUCUGUAGUGCCUCAUGGAUUUUUGCAGUUUACUGUUUUUGAAGAAUUUGAGAAUAAUUCUAGUUUACCUGCAGAGAUUUGCAAAGUGGCCAAACUGUGUGAGAUUCGUUUGAGGGAAAUUCUACAGAAUGAAUCAUUUCACAUAUUCAUUCAUUCCAAAAGUGGUUUGUCCAAGGCUAUGUACAAUUUGAUGAGACCCGAUUUCAAAUUGUUAUGUGCCAUGAUGGAAGAAACCUUUCAAGAGAUGUUCAACAAUCCCCUUCAACGCAAGCUAGAAAGGGCAGGAUUAUUAAACAUAGAGCCAAGACUGAUCUUUGGAAAAAAGAUUAGUGGUGUUGACAUAGUUAUUGAACAGUCAACUGAAGUCAACCAGCCUGUUCAAGUCUAUCAGAACAUUUUGAUUGUCAGGCUCUCUGUUGUGUCAAUUGCUGGCAAACAUGCGUUAAGGAUGCAGUUACCGAUGCCUCGAGAAUUUAAGGAAGCUUUGCAGAACUUAUGGUUGAAGUUUUGUCAACAGGAACUGGCAUCCCUGUUGAAGAAAGACUUUAUGCCCAGGUUACUAAAGUGGUUUCAGUUAUCAUUAGGCAGACAAAUACCUAAUACCAACGUGGUUAUCAACAUUGCUGAAAUGGCUGAAAGACGGUUUGAUUGCUUGCUGCAGUCACCAGAGUUUGUGAAUAUUGUUACCGAGGGUUUGUUUGAGACUCUCAUUGACGACAUGUUGAUAGAAGAUCUGAUAUGGUUGAGUACUGAGGGACAGUGGCGAAUCUUGUCUGUUUGCAAUGCUGUGGAGAUGUUACUUUCUUGUGCCAGUCGUUCUCGAGCUGCACAAUACUUGACCUGGUGCAAUCAGAUCAAGUUUGUUGUCAGCUAUUCGAUAUCUGACUUGCCUAUAGUUUUAUUGCUUCCGUCUGGAGUCUUGCAGUUUUCUUUGUGUAUGAAUAGAGCCGCUGUUUAUCCAUCAGCACGUUCAAUGGCAAUGCAAAUACUACGAUCAGCACAGACCCAGCAAGUACCUUCAUCGACUAUUCCUUACAGAAUGCUACGAUCUAGUCGUGCAUCUUCUCAUUUGUCACGUAUUGACUUUUCUCAAUCAACUGCACUCUUCUUUUCAUCUGUUUGUCAGCUGACUGAGUUUAGUAUUGCAGUUUGUUCGAGCAGUGGUCACGUGAUUUUGGGACCUGUUGAAGGAAUAGAAGUAUCAGUGAACGUGUACAAGGUGAAGAAGUCCAAGACAACUGUACUGGAUAACUCAGUCAGUUGGACUUGGCGGAAGGGAUUAGUGGCAGCUGUCUGGCGUCCUACCAUGAAAGGCUGGCACUUGAUUGAAAUCAAGUUGAAUGGCAAUCACAUUAAACAGAGUCCAUGUCGUUUUUAUGUAAAUGAUGACCAAACACGCAGUGGCAUUCAAUCAAGACUUGGAACUGGCGUACGGGGAGUUUCUGCUGGAAGCCCAAUGCGGUGUAUUGCAACCUAUGACCAUAUGAUCCAGCCCUACAAGACACGGUUCCAUUUUCCAGUAAAAAGUGGUCGACUUCAACAUCUCUCGGCUGUCAACCUGCUGCAUCAGAUGCGUCAGAAGCUAUGUGAUUAUGUCUGUUUCUCUCAUGGUGAUCUUGAUGUGUUGGUCUCAUUAGUUGGACAGAAAGACAGGAAGUCUGCUGUUACUCAAAACUUGAAAUUGAAGGUCAUUUGGUUGGCUACAGGAGUGUAUUACGUUAUUAUUACUCCUUAUAUUGCUAGCUCACUCAAAAUGAUGGUAGCGUUGUCACGGACUCAGCAACCUCUUAGUGUGUACUUUGCUGAUGGCGGAGAAAACUGGAAUCGGUUGUCUAUGGGCUUCGUCUUGCCAGGAAAUGUAUGUGCCACCAGAUGCUGCCUUCGAACAACAUCCAAAACUGAAAAAGCUACGAUACCUAAACUUGCAACUUUGAAGAGUCUUUCCAAUAGCCGGCAAUGCAGCAAAAGAAAGGCACGAAAGUCAAGUUCGAAGACGGAGAAAUCAGUUGUCAAGUGUAGAGCUGGAGACACAUUUGAGUGCAUAAUUGAAGCACAUGAUCGAUAUGGCAACAAACACAUGACAGGUGGUGGGAUCAACAAAGUAGAAAUUGAACGUGGUCAUCAAAAGUUUGGCACUAUGAGACCCAGCAAUAUUGAAUGUGAAGUGACUGACCUAGCGAACGGCACUUAUAUGAUUCGAGGCACUCCGACCAGUGCUGGUGUCAAGAUGGUGCUGAUCAAUGGAUCACAAGUGAGUGGGCAGACAAUACAAGUAGUCGAGACUUGUGCAUACGGUCCGACCAGCGAACUAGUGAUUCUGAGUAAGUUGACACAAUGUUUUGUCAAUGAGCAACUACAGUUUUUUGUGAAUCUACGAGAUCAGUUUGGAAACGAAGUCAAAUGUUCACAAAAGGCACAUCUCGUCCAGGCAUUUAUCGAUGGUACCUCUUGCUUAGUCCAGCAUGUAAAGGAGAAAGGAGCAACUUAUUUAUGUGUAUCGGUUUCACCUGAGAGUCCUGGAGAGCAUACUCUAGUGAUGAAAGUUGGAGACAAGCAUGUAAGACAUAGUCCGUUCAAAUUCAUAGUGUGCAACAGAAAUGUUUUUGAGAAACGCAAACAACUAGUGGAAGCGCUGAACAAAUGUUAUUCGCUGGUAUGGCGAAGCAACUUUCGAACGUUGACGAUACGUCGCGAACACUUGUUUGAGGAUGCUUUUGCUGCAUUGAAUACUCUAAAAGGAGAGUCUUUAUACACCUCAUUGAGGAUUCGAUUUGACCUAGAAAUUGGACACGAUGGAGGUGGACUGAAACGAGAAUUUUAUGAUUUGUUGUGUCAAAAGCUAUUCAAUGAAGAGUAUGCGCUGUUCAGUCGGUGCAGUAACGGACUCUUCCGGCCUAAUCGACACUCCUCCGUUAAUCCCAAUCAUUUACAGUACUUUGUGUUUGCUGGAAAGAUUUGUGCAAAGGCAAUUUCAGAAAAUUGCUACGUCAAUGCAGCUCUUACGCCAGCUGUAUUCAAGUUCUUACUCGGUCACCGAAGUGAGAUUGAUGACUUGGAGCACGAUGAUCCAUCUUUGUUCAGAAGUUUGAAGUUGCUUGCUGACGCAGACAGUAUUGACGCCUUCGAAGGAUUGACAUUCACUGCCAAUGAUGAUGUAUUUGGUGACGUCCGUGAAAUAGAACUGAUUCCCAAUGGGAAGACUAUUUACGUAACAACGGAAAACAAGAUGAAAUACAUAGAGUAUAUUCUCAAUUGGCAUUUAGUAGAGUCUGUCAAGGAACAGCUGGACUCGUUCAAAAAGGGGUUCUGCUCUUUGAUACCUCAACGAUUAUUGAAACCGUUUUCUUCGAACGACCUGUUGCUGCUACUGUGUGGUCAACCUGUUAUCGACUUGCAAUUUAUGAAGGACCACACGACGUACGAGCGAUAUAAUGCCGAUUCGCCGCAGAUCAAGUGGAUGUGGGAAGUUCUAGAGAAGAAUUCAGAUGCGUUUCGUAGCAAUUUUUUGCAGUUUGUGACCGGAAGUGGACGAUUACCUUUAGAGGGGAGCACCUGGGUGAUUAUUGUCGCCAAGUGGAUGGAAGUCAAAGAGCUUCCGCGAGCAUCGACGUGCACAAACACGCUGUAUCUGCCAGGCUACCCAUCCGCCGAAAUUCUUGAAGAGAAGCUUACGUUGGCAGUUGAUAUUGGACACGAAGGCUUCAUGCUGGUAUGAUUGUUUUGUGUAAUGAUGGUACGUUUGAUAUUUUUGUGUGACCGUAUACGGGGUAUUGUUAUAUUUGAAUAUAAUGCACUUGGUGCUUGUAGCGCACGAGAAUGGACUCACGUAACAGGCAUCGUUUGGGAUGUCAUUCGUUUAUUAUUAUAUUGUAUAUUUUGGGUCACAAAUAAAUUUUGUGUUGC